CACAAAUGCUGAUAAUUUGGUUUUAAGCUCCUACAUUUUGGAAUAAUUUUAUAGAGAUGGGCUGACCUCCAACUGAUGGAGAUCUUCCUACCUCAGCUUCCUGAGUGCCGGGGUUACAAGUAUGCACCAUUGGACCUGGCCCUUCAAUUUAUUUAAUAGCUGCUUCUAAGGCCCUAGUGGGGCAUGCUGCCUCAUGCCCAAGCUGGCUGACCGGAAGCUGUGUGCUGAUGCGGAAUGCAGUCACCCCAUUUCAAUGGCUGUGGCCCUUCAAGACUAUGUGGCUCCGGACUGCCGUUUCCUGACCAUACAUAGGGGCCAAAUUGUGUAUGUCUUCUCCAAGCUGAAGGGCCGAGGGAGGUUCUUCUGGGGAGGCAGUGUUCAGGGAGAUUACUACGCAGACCUGCCGGCUCACCUAGGCUAUUUCCCCAGUAGCAUUGUUCGAGAAGGCCAGACUCUGAAACCUGGCAAAAUUGAUGUGAAGACAGAUAAAUGGGAUUUCUGCUGUCAGUGAGCUCAGCCUUCCACUCUUCUGCUGUUUCCCUCCAGGCCUUAUGCAAAUACACUGAGUGCAAACUGC
Heterocephalus glaber (naked mole-rat) is the source of this 577-nucleotide messenger RNA. The record is from RefSeq and is a predicted model, not a curated record. NCBI's taxonomy places the organism in Eukaryota, Metazoa, Chordata, Mammalia, Rodentia, Bathyergidae.